Molecule: messenger RNA, 2367 nt
Organism: Chaetomium strumarium
Lineage: Eukaryota; Fungi; Ascomycota; Sordariomycetes; Sordariales; Chaetomiaceae
Product: Calreticulin family-domain-containing protein
Exons: 4
Coding region: 267-1991 (574 amino acids)
Biological process (GO): protein folding
Cellular component (GO): endoplasmic reticulum; endoplasmic reticulum membrane
Molecular function (GO): calcium ion binding
Source: RefSeq, a predicted model, not a curated record
CAGGAGCUCAGCAUUUCUGUUAAAGACACGUUGUCAGAAAUCGCCUGCCCGAGCUUCAAAUUCACCACACCAGCUGUCUGCAACGCGCUCGGUGAUUUUCUCCUUUCUUCGAGCUCUGGGAGCGACAUCCAUUGACCUACCCAAUUGUGUCGUCUGUCUCUAUAGACGGUUCCUUUCUCCAUUGACCGACCCUCCCGUCGGUGUGUGCGUAUUGCUCCAGUCGGCCCACUCGCUGAGUCGCUUGAGAUAGCACUCGGCGCUGCAAAAUGAGGUUCAACGUCGCUGCUGCCGCCGCCAGUGCAGCCCUUUUGGUUGGUGGCGUGAACGCCGAGGAUCAGAAGGUGCUCAAGGACGAGAGCUCGUCCAGCUCGGUCGCCGAGUCUGCCACCCAGAGUGCCCCGGAGCUCCCAACCUUCACCCCGACUAAGCUCAAGGCCCCGUUCCUCGAGCAAUUCACCGACGAUUGGGAACAGCGAUGGAAGCCCUCGCAUGCCAAGAAGGAUACCAAGGGCAGUGACGAGGAGUGGGCGUACGUGGGAGAAUGGUCAGUUGAGGAGCCCACAACCUACAAGGGUAUGGAGGGCGACAAAGGCCUUGUGGUCAAGAAUGCCGCCGCCCAUCACGCCAUCUCUGCCAAGUUCCCCAAGAAGAUUGACCCGAAGGGCAAGACCCUGGUGGUUCAAUAUGAGGUCAAGCUGCAGAACGGCCUGGAGUGCGGUGGUGCUUACAUGAAGCUGCUGCGGGAUACCAAGGCCCUUCACCAGGACGAGUUCUCCAACACAACUCCCUACGUCAUCAUGUUUGGUCCCGACAAGUGCGGCCACACCAACAAGGUCCACUUUAUCUUCAACCACAAGAACCCGAAGACGGGCGAGUACGAGGAGAAGCACCUGACGUCUCCUCCCACCGCCAAGAUCGUCAAGACCACGGAGCUCUACACGCUCAUCGUGCACCCUAACAACACCUACAUCAUCCAGCAGAACGGCGAGCAGGUCAAGGAGGGCAGCCUGCUUGAGGACUUCAACCCUGCCGUCAACCCUCCCAAGGAGAUCGAUGACCCCAAGGACAAGAAGCCUGACGACUGGGUUGACGAAGCCCGGAUCCCUGACCCCGACGCGAAGAAGCCCGACGACUGGGAUGAGGAUGCCCCGUACGAGAUUGUUGACGAGGAGGCUACUAUGCCGGAGGACUGGCUUGUUGAUGAGCCGCAAUUCAUUCCUGACCCCGAGGCUCAGAAGCCCGAGGACUGGGAUGACGAGGAGGACGGCGACUGGGUCCCUCCCACUGUUGCCAACCCCAAGUGCGCCGAGGUCUCUGGCUGUGGCCCGUGGACCAAGCCCAUGAAAAAGAACCCCGACUACAAGGGCAAGUGGACUGCGCCGUACAUUGACAACCCGGCCUACAAGGGUCCCUGGGCUCCCCGCAAGAUCAAGAACCCCGACUACUUCGAGGACAAGAACCCGGCCAACUUCGAGCCCAUGGGCGCGAUUGGCUUUGAGAUCUGGACCAUGCAGAACAACAUUCUCUUUGACAACAUCUACGUCGGUCACUCCGUCGAGGAGGCCAAGAAGUUUGCCGAAGAGACCUUCUUCAAGAAGCACCCCGUUGAGAAGGCUGCCGAGGAGGCCGACAAGCCCAAGGCUGACGACACUCCCAAGUCGCCUAGCGACCUCAAGUUCCUUGAUGACCCCAAGACGUACAUCCUGGAGAAGUUCGAUCUCUUCCUCACCAUUGCCAAGAAGGAUCCCAUUGAGGCGAUCAAGUUCGUGCCUGAGAUUGCUGGUGGUCUCGCCGCUCUUUUCGUUACCGUCGUCGCCCUCCUCGUCGGUCUCAUCGGCCUUGGUUCCUCUCCCGCACCGGCGGCCAAGAAGGUUGCUGCUGAUGCGAAGGAGAAGGCCAAGGAGGUGAAGGACAAGGCUGCGUCGGCCGCGGCGUCUGGUGUUGACACUGCCAAGGAGGCUACCAAGCGUGCCACCCGAAGCCAGUCGUAGAUGGCGCGGUGCGUUCGGGGAGAGGGCCAUUUAUUCUGUGUUUUGAACGAACACAGGCUUCACCCGCGUCUAGCCUACUCGGGCAGUUGGGUGUGGGGGCGGAGCCGCAGAUUUCGAGACCGAUACGGAUAGUUUUGCUUCACCCUUUGCUUAUCUUUAUGGUCUUCGGGAGUCUCAUGGCGUCUCUGUAUUCUAGGCACACAAGAAAAUACAUGGGCGUUAGUAUUGGGCACAUAGCUAGUAUAACGUUUGUCUCAAUCUCAGUUUCCUGAGUCAAGGAUUCCGCCUCAAACCGAGCUCAUCCCAUGACUGCCCCAAAUCGGAUGUUCUCCCCAGAUUCUUGGCAAGGCCUACCCGCGGACCCUUGUUGCAUGCU